CCUUUCUUUCUCAUUAUUCGCUGUUUCGGUUUUCUUUCAAAGCCGCGGAGGUUUUUUUUUCCCAAUCUUCCCCCACACUCAGCCUAGAGUCGCCAUCUUCUCGUUUCCCCCCCUGCAAUGAUUUAAUGCUGAGCUGAGUGGGAGAGGGAGGGAAGCGGCGCCGGGGAAGCAGCGCGGAGUGACCGGGCUGGCAGCGCACGGAGCAGCCGAAGGGGCUAAUUGAUGUGAAAUUACAACACAGGAAGGAAUAUUGAUUCGAGAUAUUUGAGGGAGUUAUAUGCACGUUAAAACCAUAUUUCCAUAGAUCAGAAAAUAGGUGUGCAAAUUUACCAAAUAAACAAACAUCCUGGGUUCCUGUCGGAGAACGUACAGGAAGUGCUUCAAGCAUCACAGCCUGUGAAGAUUCAGCCGACAAGAAGUUUUGAAAGAGUACAUUGUAAAGACUCAUAAAGGUGGUUAUUCGUAGCCCGGGAGGGAAGGUGUGAAUAUUACAAAAGUCCAGAGUGAAGAUUCCAACACGGACCAGCUGGCCUACAACCAUCACUGUUGCGACCAUUGGGAUAUAUCAGGAAGAACUUUGCUUUCUCAACAUUGCACAGGACAAGUGAAGGACAAGUGGAUUUCCCCACAUUGGAUUCUGUGCCUCUGAAGGACCAUUUAAACGGUGGACUGUAAAUCAUGAGUGAAUUCUGGUUGUGUUUCAAUUGCUGCAUCGCAGAACAGCCUCAACCGAAAAGGCGACGGCGGAUCGAUCGAAGCAUGAUAGGAGAGCCGACAAACUUUGUCCACACGGCCCAUGUAGGAUCAGGCGAUGUCUUCAAUAGUGGAAUGAACUCAGUGAGCUCAAUUCAGAACCAAAUGCAAUCCAAGGGCGGGUAUGCAGGUCCUCCCAUGCCAGUGAACGUUCAGGUGCAGCUUGUGGACACAAAAGCUGGAUAACAUUUAAAAUAAAGCCUGUGAUUUCUCCAAGUUCAUGUAUUUCUUCCUCUCGUUCCCCAUUUUCACUAUGAUGACUGCUUCUCUGAGAUCAUCAUGAUGAGAAAGGCAUUACAACAACCCAUCUCCUGUUCCUUGUGGCAAUUCUUUGGCUGGAAUCUCCUGUUCUGCUCUGAAGAUAUCAUUAAUGGGACUGCUCCUGCCGGUCUCUCAGUGACUUGAAAGGAUUUGGCCUUUGCUGAAGUCAUGGACAUAGCUUCUCAAUUAAAAAAAACAAAUAGAUUUUUAGCAUUUCUUCAAGGUCUACAAGUGCCAGAGCAAACCAUCGCUGUGUAUAUUUCAAUUUGCCUAUCCUUCUUUAACUGUGCAGCUUUUAAAAUUCAUUUUGAAUGCUUUGAUUUGCAUUUGUUUUCAGUGAUAGUUUGCAACUAAGGAUGUCUAAAGGUCUGGUACCUGAAAGCACAAUUCCAUUAUCACCCUCUCUAAGUAAGUCAGCAUGGUAAAUGACUGCAUGUGAUGUAGCUCGGCCAACGGCAAAGUGUUGCAGCGGAAUGAUGAUACUGAAGCUGACAAGUUUCUAGCCAGCAUGUUAGUUUUGCCAGAUGCCUGCCUCCUUACCCCUGAGCCUAUCUGCCUGCAUACUUUUUACAUUUGUUCUGUUUGUCAAACUCCUUUUGGAAAUAACCGAAUACAUUAAGUGGCAAUUUUUUUGUAUAAUGGCCUGUGGUAAAUGUGCAAUUUAGCAUACUCCUGUAUUUUAUAUGAAUAGAUUACAGAAAAAUACAUUUGACCGUGAGCAAGUAACCAGUACAAUUGCACCUGUGAUGCAAUGAAUUGGUGGUGCUCCAUGUGUCAACCUUUUGUAGUACGGCAACAACUGUUUCAAACAAACCUGGAUCCCGAAUUCACAAACUUGCCAAUGCUGGGAGUGCACUCCUUAUAAAGUGCUGUACAGUAUUGUAGACUUUUCUCUGCAGACUCUGCGGGUGAAUAUCAAACUUUUAGAAGAAAUACUUUCCUCAGUUGGACGUGGGAGGAGUGGCUGGGAGAGUUGGAGGGAGCGGGGGAGUAGGAGUCGGUGUAAUUCAGUAGGUUGCCGCAAUGUUAGGAGCUGUCUGAACAAACACCAGAGAAUAUUCUGUUCAACAGGGUGGCUUUCACUCUCCAGUGUAAGAAAGCAAAUACUUUGCUCAGGUUUAUAAGGGCAUAUUUUUUGUUUCCCUCCCAUUCCUCUCACAUGUGAUGUACAAAUAUUGCACUGUUUCCUAAUAAAUGUAAAUCGUGCAUGGUGUAAUGGUUUAAAAAACAAGGAGUCAAGAUCAUCUUUUCAGUCGGCAAAAACAUUUGGCUUAACUCAAGAACGUACUCUGUGAAAUGUGACAAGUGAUAUUUUAAGUAGUUUUAGAUCUAGUAUUUUAGUGCAGUCAUUGGAACCAGAAUAAUUUGCUAGGUACUGAAUUGCAGCAAUCUAUGCUAUGAAUACGUGAGGAUAGGGAAAUGCUAUUACGUGGAGCAGUGCAGUACAAAUUGUGACAGAAUGUCUGACAUCGAGAUAUAAAGUAUUUUUUGAAAUAUGAGUGAGUAGGAUUAUAAUUAAUUGAACGAAUUAGCUGGAUAUUGUGGCUUGCUAGCCUUUGGGUUAUGUUGUUAUGAAUGAUCUGAAUGCAUCCCCGUACUGGUCGUCUAAACUCUCUGUGGUAAAUGUUAUAUAAAGGGGUGUGUGAAUUGUCAUCACUUAGUGCUGCCAUAGCAGGCCAUUAAUUGAAAUAUAAUUUAUCAUUCACAUGCAGGCAAUAAUUUUGCCGAAUAAGAAUUCAAAGGUUGUUUUAGCCUAUUUUUAUAAUGCAUACAAUUUUGUACAUGUUUGUUCCUGAGUGAAAUUGGUUUAGUCCACAAUGGCUUAUAGUUUCAAAAGUGACAAGAUGAAAAUAAAAGUUGUAAUUUGCUCUUGCA
Amblyraja radiata (thorny skate) is the source of this 2889-nucleotide messenger RNA. RefSeq names its product CDC42 small effector 2 (gene cdc42se2). Gene Ontology annotation, biological process: regulation of Rho protein signal transduction. The record is from RefSeq and is a predicted model, not a curated record. The transcript has 7 exons. Gene Ontology annotation, cellular component: plasma membrane. Gene Ontology annotation, molecular function: small GTPase binding. NCBI's taxonomy places the organism in Eukaryota, Metazoa, Chordata, Chondrichthyes, Rajiformes, Rajidae. Bases 679 to 939 code for a protein of 86 amino acids.